Molecule: messenger RNA, 1888 nt
Organism: Carlito syrichta (Philippine tarsier)
Lineage: Eukaryota; Metazoa; Chordata; Mammalia; Primates; Tarsiidae
Gene: SWAP70
Product: SWAP switching B-cell complex subunit 70
Exons: 12
Cellular component (GO): nucleus; cytoplasm
Source: RefSeq, a predicted model, not a curated record
GCGCUGGACCUGGACCACAGCGGCAAGGUCUCCAAGUCCCAGCUCAAGGUCCUUUCCCAUAACCUGUGCACAGUGCUGAAGGUUCCACAUGACCCUGUUGCCCUUGAAGAGCACUUCAGGGAUGAUGAUGAGGGACCCGUCUCCAAUCAGGGCUACAUGCCAUAUUUAAACAAGUUCAUUUUGGAAAAGGUCCAAGACAACUUUGACAAGGUUGAAUUCAAUAGGAUGUGUUGGACCCUCUGUGUCAAAAAAAACCUCACAAAGAGUCCCCUGCUCAUUACGGAAGAAGAUGCAUUUAAAGUAUGGGUUCUUUUCAACUUUUUAUCUGAGGACAAGUAUCCAUUAAUUAUUGUGCCAGAAGAGAUUGAAUAUCUGCUUAAGAAACUUACAGAAGCUAUGGGAGGAGGUUGGCAGCAAGAACAAUUUGAACAUUAUAAAAUCAGCUUUGAUGACAGCAAAGAUGGCCUUUCUGUGUGGGAACUUAUUGAGCUUAUUGGAAAUGGGCAGUUCAGCAAAGGCAUGGAUCGGCAGACUGUGUCUAUGGCAAUUAAUGAAGUCUUUAAUGAGCUUAUAUUAGAUGUGUUGAAACAGGGUUACAUGAUGAAAAAAGGCCACAGACGGAAAAACUGGACUGAACGCUGGUUUGUACUAAAACCCAACAUAAUUUCUUACUAUGUGAGUGAGGAUCUGAAAGAUAAGAAAGGAGACAUUCUCUUGGAUGAAAACUGCUGUGUAGAGUCCUUGCCUGACAAAGAUGGAAAGAAAUGCCUUUUUCUCAUAAAAUGUUUAGAUAAGACCUUUGAAAUCAGUGCUUCAGAUAAGAAGAAGAAACAGGAGUGGAUUCAGGCCAUUCAUUCUACUAUUCACCUGUUGAAGCUGGGCAGCCCUCCACCACACAAAGAAGCCCGCCAGCAUCGGAAAGACCUCCGGAAGAAGUUGCUGGCUGAGCAGGAGGAGUUGGAGCGACAGAUGAAGGAGCUCCAAGCCGCCAACGAAAAUAAGCAGCAGGAGCUGGAGACCGUGAGGAAGAAACUAGAAGAAGCAGCGUCUCGUGCAGCAGAAGAGGAAAAGAAACGCCUUCAGACUCAAAUGGAACUGCAGGCCCGGUUCAGCACAGAGCUGGAAAGAGAGAAGCUUAUCAGACUGCAGAUGGAAGAACAGGUUGCCCAAAAGUCCUCCGAACUGGAACAGUAUUUGCAGCGAGUGCGUGAGAUGGAAGAUAUGUACCUAAAGCUGCAGGAGGCUCUUGAGGAUGAGAGACAGGCCCGGCAAGAUGAAGAGACAGUGCGGAAGCUUCAGGCCAGGUUGUUGGAGGAAGAAUCUGCCAAGAGGGCCGAACUGGAGAAGUGGCACCAGGAGCAGCAGCAGGCCAUUCAGACAACCGAGGCGGAGAAGCAGGAGCUGGAGAAUCAGCGCAUCCUGAAGGAGCGGGCCCUUCAGGAGGCGAUGGAGCAGCUGGAACAGCUGGAGUUAGAGCGGAAGCAAGCCCUUGAGCAGUAUGAGGGAGUUAAAAAGAAGCUGGAGUUGGCAACUAGUAAAACCAAGAGCUGGAAGGACAAAGUAGCUCAUCACGAAGGUUUAAUUCGAUUGAUAGAACCAGGUUCAAAGAACCCUCGCCUGAUCACUCACUGGGGCCCUGCAGCUUUCACCGAGGCAGAACUUGAAGAAAGGGAGAAGAACUGGAAGGGGAAGAAGACCACGGAGUGACUGAGUACUGUGGAGGCUUGUCAGUCAUGUGGAUGCCGCCUGGCAGGGAGCUUUAUACUAAGGACAAAAGAUAUGGGCUUUGCUGCUUCUAACUUUUCUUCAGUGCCUCUAAUUGUGUCAAUAUCCUAAGAAAGCCGCCUUAUUUAUCUUCUUGCAAGUAAGGGCUACCUGAAAAGCAAAA